Molecule: messenger RNA, 1293 nt
Organism: Lathyrus oleraceus (garden pea)
Lineage: Eukaryota; Viridiplantae; Streptophyta; Magnoliopsida; Fabales; Fabaceae
Product: E3 ubiquitin-protein ligase SDIR1
Exons: 9
Coding region: 294-1118 (274 amino acids)
Biological process (GO): protein ubiquitination; ubiquitin-dependent protein catabolic process
Molecular function (GO): ubiquitin protein ligase activity
Source: RefSeq, a predicted model, not a curated record
AGACAAAUUACGAAGUAUACGUGGCCGUUGAACAAAAAAAGAAAAUAAAAAAAGUGGAAAACUUCACCGAUUCUCGUGAUCUUCAACCUCGAACCGAAUCCAGAGAGCGAAGAUCCAAACCAUCGUUCAUUUCUUGAUUGAAAUCGUAACACCGUUUCCGGUCACAGCCUCGAUCGGAUUCAGCUUUUCUUCCUCGUCAAUUUCCAAUAUUGAAAGGUUUUAAUCGUUGAUUCUGGUCUGGGUAUAUAGUCAGCUUAUGAAGUUUUAGUUCAAGUUUUCAAAUAUAUAGAGCCAUGAGUUUUGUUUUUCGAGGAGCAAGAGGUGAUAUAGAAAAUGGGUUUCCAGGAUUUAUGCCCGAGAGGCGUGCAUUGCGUGUUCAUGCAGCACGUCCUAGUAAUUCCAACUCACUCACUUUUCUCGUAACAGUUCUCCUGUUAUUCAUGAUACUGAACUCCCACCAGAUGUCACCAAAUUUUCUGCUCUGGCUAGUGCUUGGUGUUUUUUUGAUGGCUACAAUGCUAAGGAUGUAUGCGACAUGUCAACAGCUUCAAGCCCAGGCCCAAGCUCAUGCAGCAGCAGCCAGUGGCCUUCUUGGCCACACAGAACUACGGUUGCAUAUGCCUCCAUCGAUAGCACUUGCAAGCCGAGGGCGUCUGCAGGGUCUCAGACUUCAGCUGGCACUUCUUGAUCGGGAGUUUGAUGAUCUAGAUUAUGAAACUUUAAGAGCUCUGGAUUCGGAUAAUGUUUCUACUGCACCUUCUAUGACUGAAGAAGAGAUAAAUGCUCUUCCAGUUCACAAAUACAAGGUUUCUGUUCCCCAAAAAAGUAAUUCCUUAGUGCCACAAGCAUCGCCAUCCACUUCCGCUGAGCAGAAAACGCAGGAUAAUUCAAAUGCGGCUGGAAACUCAAAAGCCUCAGAUGAUGAUCUCACCUGCAGUGUAUGCUUGGAGCAGGUUAAUGUUGGAGAUGUACUUCGUAGCUUGCCCUGCCUGCAUCAGUUUCAUGCUAAUUGCAUUGAUCCUUGGUUGCGGCAACAAGGGACGUGCCCUGUUUGCAAAUUUCGAGCAGGAUCUGGGUGGAAUGACGGUGGACAUAAUGAUAUCGCAGACAUGGUUUGAAUACCUGGUCUAGUUUUGAAUUUUGAAUUUGUUCAUAAUGUAUUGUAACUGUAACUGGUCAUAUAUAAAAAGUUUGUAGAACUUGUAUUCUUGUAAAUACCUUAAUGUAGGGAUGUGAGGAAUGGUAGAAUACCGUGUAACAACCAUAGAAGUAAUAUACAAUUUGUUUCCUAUA